Messenger RNA from Helicoverpa zea (corn earworm), 5558 nucleotides. It is a transcript of the gene vimar, whose product is annotated as rap1 GTPase-GDP dissociation stimulator 1-B. Gene Ontology annotation, molecular function: guanyl-nucleotide exchange factor activity; proton-transporting ATPase activity, rotational mechanism; protein binding. Gene Ontology annotation, cellular component: cytosol; vacuolar proton-transporting V-type ATPase, V1 domain. The transcript is spliced from 7 exons. Bases 701 to 2668 code for a protein of 655 amino acids. NCBI's taxonomy places the organism in Eukaryota, Metazoa, Arthropoda, Insecta, Lepidoptera, Noctuidae. Gene Ontology annotation, biological process: proton transmembrane transport; positive regulation of GTPase activity. The record is from RefSeq and is a predicted model, not a curated record.
ACGAGCGUAACUAUCAUUGGAAACGUUGAACUGUGGCGUCAUCCCACCUGAUUUUAUAGCUAAAUCAUAUGAAUGUAACUUAUGUGACUACUUAUACCAUUUCAUUAUAAUUUUAUCACUCCAACUUUGUUUUUAUGUUUUCUGCAGGCUCAUAUACGCAAAGAUGGCCGUAAAAUAAAGGUAAAAAGAACUUGUUCAGUGUGAGUCAAAAAACAUUUUGUGAAAACGAAAUAUUCGCUGAAUAAGUAGGUACCCUGCAUUUCUAAAUAUUUGACGUGCCUAAAAAAGUAGGUAGGCUUUAUCAUUUCUUGGGCCCUAGAUUAUCUGCGUAUAUACCAAGUAUUUAAAUUGGUUCAGUAGGUUAACAAAACGACUAGUUUUGUGUAUGACAGCCGAAUGGACUAAGUUAAUUUCGAAUUUAUUAUAAUAAGUAAGGCGAUGUGCAAUAUUACGUAUUGUUUUAAAUUAACCAUAACCAUGGAGCGAUGUAACUGAAACAUGUCUGUUAGCGCAAAAAUAAAACGCAUUGACAUUGACAGCUUUCGAUUGAUUGGGUAGUCUUGUCAACCAGUUUUCUUGCUUUGUAUUUUCUAUAUUAUUUCAAUAAAUUAAAUUAUGUGUGUAACAAAAACGGCCCAUUUAUAAAUUAAAUCAUAACGAAGCUUGAUCUCUCCUAUUUUUCAUUCGCUGAACAUAUACAAUGGACGGCACUUCUGCUAAGAAAUCAACAUCUUUUGAGACAUUGGUCAUUCAGAAUAUAACCAAUGUAAACGAACUGAAAGCAAAACUCAACGACAUAAUUAAAACCGGGAAAGAUUACGAAUAUGACGUAUCCUCCUGCAUUAAAUCUCUCAUAACGAGCAGCGACCAAGAAAUUGUGCAGUUAAGUAUAGAGGCAAUCGCAGAACUUGUUAAAUGUGAAGAGAAGCGCGAGACAUACGCUGUAAAAGACAUAAUAGGCCCUAUACUGGACAUAUUGAGGAAAGAAACUACCACAGAUAAUGUUGAGCUUGUCAAGCAGUGCUGCCGGGCUCUUGGCAACUUGUGUUGUGACUGCGAUACGGCGAGACGUACCAUCAUCUCCCUCGAUGGUAUAACAACCCUUAUUGAACUCCUGGAAAAGAGCAUAAACAUGCAGUUACAGGAAAUACAAACUUUGUCGAGCAAAUCUCUGCUAAACUUUGGUAUUGGUGGUGCGGAGUUCACAGAGUCUAUAUACCAAGGAGGUGUGGUUGAUCUGGUGCAAAGAAUAUUGACUAUAGAGCUGAAGAAGCCAGAUUUUGAUGAUGAUACAGUGUCAACGUGUUUGUUGAUAUUGAGUGUUAUAAAUGAUAACACUCCGGAGUUGUUGUACAAUGAGGUGAUUAAUAAGACUGUACUGAGAGUGCUGAAGGAAACGUCUAAUGUGGAGAUAUCAGAACUCUGCCUGGAUCAUUUGCAUGCACAGGCAGAACAUGAAUCCGUAAAGACACUAAUAGCCAAAGAAGAGGGCGUACAACUGGUGUGUUCUCGGCUGGAGCAGCUGGUUGCCAGGCAUGAGGCCGGGGAACUCAAUGCUGAUGAUUCAGAAGUGGAAGCUAUCAUGAAGCAAGCCUGUGAGCUGGUCAUCAUUGUGUUGACUGGAGAUGAAGCAAUGCACAUACUCUACAACAAUGGAGUGGGUGAAGUAUAUCAAACAGUGGUGAAGUGGCUGAACUCCACUAACUAUCAGCUAUUGACCACCGCUGUACUGGCUGUCGGUAACUUUGCCAGACAAGACGAUUACUGCACGCAUAUGAUGCAGGACAAGAUAUUUGAUAAGCUGCUGGACAUAUUCGAAGUAUACAACAGCUUCAGCAUUCAAAUGCAGAAAGACCCUGAGAAGAAGCAUCCUAUAGACUCAGUAACAGUGAUCAAAGUGCAGCAUGCAGUAUUAUCGUCUCUACGUAACUUGUCUGUGCCGGUCGGUAACAAACGUGUGGCAGCCGCACAGGGCAGGGCUGGACCAAUGUUGAUGAAUGCGCUGCCUAAUACUGAAGAUCAUCAUGUGGCUUAUAAGUUGUUGGCUACGAUUAGGUUGCUGGUGGAUGGACAAGAGGGCGUGGCCAUGCAGCUCGCCAGCAACUCGGCGGCGCUGGCGGGCGUGGCGCGCUGGGGGCGGGCGGGCGAGCACGCGGGCGCGGCGGCCGAGGCGCCGCGCCUGCUCGCCUGGGCGGUGCGCCAGCUGCGCCACCACGCCCACUGGAGGCACAUCGUCGAGGUGGAUGGCUGCAUAUCAAGUCUAGUCAACAUGCUGGUCGCAUCUCAUUCACUGAUGCAGAACGAAGCCAUUCUAGCUCUCACACUUCUCGCCAUAGAAUCACUCAAGAAACUCUCUCCCGAAAGUCAAACAGACUAUGACUACGAAAAGAACUUUGUCGCCCAGUUAAUAAAGUCGGAAAUCGGUAAGCACGUCACGAUCCUCAUUGAUACCAACUGCGCGAAAAUGCCCGUUGAGGUAGCCGAGAAUUUACUCGCGUUCUUAGAUAUAACGUCUAAGAAUAAUAAGCUUGCUUUUGAUUACAAAGAAGCUAAAGUUCACGAGUGGUUAAUGAAAUUCUCCGAUUCAAGGAAUGAUUUGACCGCCGACAUGAAGUCUUGUAUCUUUGGUGUUUUCUCAGCAAUAUCAAAUAAUGGGAAAGGUGAAUAAACUUUCCCAUUCAAUUAAAUGAAGUUCUCUGAAGAGAAAAACCAAAUGUUUUGGCUUGAAUAUCGAACUGGCCAAUUUUGUUGAGCAUGGUUGAGUGUUACUUGAUUAUUAAGUACCAAUGGUUUUGUUCUAAUUGUUAAUACCUGGUUUUAAGCAAAACUAAAAGAGCGGCCAGAUUCAACUCAAACAGACCAACUUAUUAUUGUUAUAUAACAACCAUAGCUGAUUAUACAAAUGAAGUUUUCCUAUUACCUUAUCGCAAAUUAAAAUUUCUUGAGCCAUGAAUCAGGUAUAACAUAUUAUGAACUUGAAGGAAAAUCCGCCAUUAUGUCAUCGUGAGUACUCCAGUCGUUGUUUCAUCUGUGGUUGCAAAACGAGUACUUAUUUGGCUUCAGUCUAGCCAAAAAAUAUUUGUAGUAAAUAUUAAUUUUCGAGCAAUUAUUUAAUCAAUUCUUAGUCUAUUUGCUUGUGUGAUAAUCAUGAUAGAAACUAUUACAUUUAUUUUAAGAUCAAGUGGUUAUUGUCGCUAGUUUAAUUUUAAAUACUAUUCUACAACUUUUAUAGAUGUAUGCCCGGUUACACAGAAUAUCGACUGUUUAUUUUACCUGUGGGUAUUAAAAACUGAUCCUGGAUUUUUGAGUUAUUAAAACCGGGUAUCAGAGAAUAUCGAGAUAUUAAUAAAAAAAACAAAUCCUCCUACAUUUUUGUAAGCUUUUUGACUUCUCUUUCUAGUCAUAGUUUUAAAUAUUUCUCUACUUCGGUAAAAGCUAGAAUUUUGUGCAUUUAAACUUUACUGUGUAAUGUUUAUGCGUAUUUUCGUAUAUAAGACAUUUAUUUUUGCGAUUCUCUCGAAUUUUUACAUUCCAACAUUUUAAACUUUGCCUUUUUAUACUGUCAGUGUAUCUAAUCUAUGAUAGCUUGCUUGUCUAUUGGAUCAGAAAUUAAUUACAAAACUAACAUCAUUAGAUCAGGAAUACAUAUUUUUUUAUCGAAUUCUUCUCCUUAGCAAAUACCAAUUCAAUUUAUUUCAAAAUUCCAACUCACGGUUCUACCUCUAUCACUUACCAUAGAUUGUGUGAACUCCUAAUUUGUCAUUAAUUUCUGAUCAAGUAAAAAAAUAACGGUUGUAUUAAAACGUAAUCACAUACAAAAUAAUAGCAAUACUGAUGAAUACUCAAAGUACAAUGUAGAUUCACAUAGUGAAUUAUAUACUGUAAUAUUAAAUAAUUCGAUUUUUUAAUAUUUAGUACGCAAAGCUUAUUUAUCGUCAUAGUUACGAACUUAGUGAGGGCACGCCUCUGACUGCAAACCAGAAAGAAUUACACUGUUAACAAAAUAAGAUAUCAAAUAUUAUUUUUGUAAGUUUCAAAAACUAGACUCCUGUGGUCUUUAGGAUGUUAUUCAAGAUUGUGAAACCUAUAUGAACGCACAUAUUUCUCGUUCAAAUGGUUGGUCGAAAAAUACGUAAUUUCGAGUGCUGUUACAGAAAUUUUUAAAAAGUUUACACAUAACGGUGAAUGAAAAGAAAUGUUGCCAUAUAUUUGUUUUUCUAUAUAAUUAUAUUAAGAAGAGGCGUGUUUCUUAUCCUAUUCACUUUAAUCGUAAGAAUUUUGAUAAUCCGAUAGUGCACUUAUUGAAUAGUUUGAAUUGGCGCUUGACUCGUAAAGUGUACAAUUAAAUACCCUAGAAUCGUUAGACUACGCUAAAUAUGUGUGUUCACUAAUGUAUUAGUUUUAUUUUGUCUUUUCGUCAAUUCUAUUAUACAUAUUGAUUAUUAUAAUUGUGUAUUUGUAGCUGGCUGUCAAUGUGGGGUUUUAUCACAUUUCAAUAGAAGGAACCUUGUCACUGUUUUUAUCUGAGAAAAGUAUUGUGGGUGUAAUAAAGUGAGUGACAAGGUUAUUGCAAUAAGCCCAGCUUUAUAUUUACAGGAAUGUACUGAAAAUAUUAGCAUUAUUUUUCCAUAGUAGAAUUUAAAUAUUAAAUGGCAACACAGCUGUAAGACAAAGCUUAACUCUUUUAAUACCUACUCCUUUAACAUUAGGGGGUAUUCUAUUCUGCUCAGCCAUAAGGCCUAACAAUUAUCAUCAAUCAUCACCUUACUGUGAAAAGAGGUUGUUACAAAGAUUUAAUAAACCCACCACCUAAAUGUUAUUAUUUUAAUUAUGUUAAUUUUAAGUAUAAAAGUGCUAUUAUCAAUUUUCUUCCAAAGUUUCACGCCAUGUAGCUCGACCAGAAAGGAGUUCUGAAGCCAACCUUCAAGCAUUAAUUAAUUAUCAACAUAUAUUGUAUUAUUCAAGUUAUGCAUCAAUUUCUAGUUUUUUCACUAGUUUUACCUUCCCAACAUUUUUCUGGUCGAUUUAAAAUGUUAGCAUAUUGAGCUUUAUAGUUUAUUAGUGUUAAAUAUUAAUCUUGUUAAUGCACUUUUAUUGAUAUAGUUUUAUGGACCAAUAUUUAUAAAUUAUCAUUAUCAAUAUGUUGUCAUCAAGAUUGGAACCCAUUUUUGUAUUAUUAUUUUAUAGUCAUUGAUUAAUGCUCAAUCCUUCUCCGUGUGAGAGGAGGCCUGUGCCCAGCAGUGGGACGAUAAAAAGGCUGUAACAGUCAUUGAAUACACUAACAUUAACCAACUGGUCAGUUUCAUGCAUAUAUAUAAAGAUGGGCAAAAGUGUAUAAUAAAUGUGCAAAAAGGAAUGACUAAGCAUACUGAAGUCCAUACUUUGUUAUCAGACUUGUAUUGCUAAGUCAUCAUGGUCAAAAAAAUAUUGAAUAAGGCCUCAAAAAUAAACUAAAACUCAAAGCGAGUGUGACUAAUCUUGAUGAUAAAAUGUAUUGAAUAAAAAUGCAUUGUUAUAGAUAUUAAUAGAUUUUCGCUAAAAUACAUUAUAUUCUACAU